Messenger RNA from Camellia sinensis, 1538 nucleotides. RefSeq names its product patatin-like protein 2. The record is from RefSeq and is a predicted model, not a curated record. Gene Ontology annotation, biological process: lipid metabolic process. NCBI's taxonomy places the organism in Eukaryota, Viridiplantae, Streptophyta, Magnoliopsida, Ericales, Theaceae. Gene Ontology annotation, molecular function: glycerophospholipase activity; monoacylglycerol lipase activity.
UUAUUUCUAUCUCUCAAGUUUCUAUACUAUAACUACAAUUUUUUUUUAUUCAACGCUCUCUAAAGAGUCUGCAAACAUUUUCUCGUAUUGUACACAUCUUCUCUCUUGAAUAAAUCUCGCAUGGAAGGAGCAAAAUUACCUUUGCAACCUCCAACUUAUGGUGAUCUAAUCACUAUUCUUAGCAUUGAUGGAGGUGGAAUAAGAGGGAUUAUCCCAGGAACAAUCCUGAACUUUUUGGAGUCUGAGCUUCAGAAAUUAGAUGGUGAGGAUGCAAGAAUUGCAGACUACUUUGAUGUGAUUGCAGGAACAAGCACAGGAGGUCUUGUGACAGCCAUGUUGACUGCCCCAAAUGAAAAGAAUAGGCCCAUGUAUGCUGCAAAAGACAUCAAGGCCUUCUAUCUUGAUCAAUGCCCUAAAAUCUUCCCGCAGGAGAGCUAUCCAUUUGCUAAUGCUACAAAAGUAAUAAGAGCCAUAUCAGGACCCAAAUAUGAUGGCCAGUAUCUUCAUCAUCUUCUUAAAGAGAAGCUCGGAAAUAGGAGGUUGCACCAGACACUGACUAAUAUUGUAGUUCCAACUUUUGACAUCAAGCGACUCCAACCAACCAUCUUCUCCACCUAUGAGGUGAAGAAAAAUCCAAGUCUAGAUGCCUUACUCUCAGAUAUAUGCAUUGCAACAUCAGCUGCACCAACUUAUCUUCCAGCACAUUAUUUUGAAACAAAGGACUUUUUAGGGAAAGCGAGGCAAUUUAAUCUUAUUGAUGGUGGAGUAGCAGCUAAUAAUCCGACACUAGUUGCAAUUGCUGAAGUGACAAAGGAGAUUAAUCGGGGGAAUUGUGAUUUUUUCCCGAUAAAGCCAACAGAAUAUGGCAGAUUUCUUGUUUUAUCACUUGGAACUGGUACAUCAAAAGCCGAUGACAAAUACAAAGCAGAUGAAGCAGCUAAGUGGGGUGUUUUGGGGUGGUUAAGUAACGAUGGUUCCACUCCACUAGUGGAUGUAUUCACACAAGCAAGUGGUGAUAUGGUGGAUUUUCACAUCUCUACAGUUUUUCAAGCCCUUCAUUCUGAAAAUAAUUAUCUCCGAAUUCAGGAUGACACAUUAAGCGGGCAACUAUCAUCGGUUGAUGUUGCAACAAAGGAGAACUUGGAAAAUCUUGUGAAAGUUGGUGAGGGAUUGCUAAAAAAGCCAGUUUCAAGGGUAAAUUUACAGACUGGUUUAAAUGAACCUUCUAAUCAAGGCACUAAUGAGGAGGCUCUCAUAAGGUUGGCUAAAAUACUCUCCAAGGAAAAGCGGCUUCGCCAUGCCAAAUCACCUCGAGGAUGUAUUGCAAAGUCCAACGGGUGUUCUUAAAGAUUGAAUUUCAUUUUAUAUUAUAAAUGUUUAAUCAGACUUUGUGUUAUUUAUGGGUGGACAACUCAUUAUAUAUUGGUGUGGAAAUUCAUCAAUAGUUAGGCGCUAGUAUGAAUAAAUCACAGGUGUGACAGUCAAAGUUAAUGUAAAUCAGUCCAAUAUUGUUUUUUUUUUUAUAUAUAUUAUCAAUA